ACAAAACAGGCCCUUAUGGCAUUUUUGGGCCUGAUGAAUUACUGCAGACAAUGGAUUCCUGAUUGUUCAUAUUAUGACAGGAUCCUGAGGUUGACCCUGGGUCAUACAGAUCCUAUGCAGGCCCCUGUCCAAUGGACCAGUGACAUGAACACUGCAUACCAUGCCCUAAAAGCUGCCCUUUGUUCAGCCCCUGCCCUCAGGCUGCCUAAUUAUGACCUGCCUUUUCAUCUAUAUGUCACACACCAUGGGGACACAGCUUCCGCAGUCCUGGCACAGGAACAUGGUGGUUCAUUCAGACCCUGUGCUUACCUCUCCAGAACACUGGAUACCGUAGCCAGGGGACUACCAGCCUGCUUGAAGGCCAUUGCUGCUGCCUCAAUAAUGGUCCAAGAUGCUGAGAAGAUGGCUUUCAUUGUGAUCACCAAAUUCACCAAAUUCAAUACGUUGAAGCAUCUCUCGACCCAGCAUCUUUCCGUUCAGAGAUGUUGUGGUUAUGAACAAGUUCUCUUAGCCACUGAAAAUUUAGAAGUAAAGCCAACCAACUCUAUGGACACCAUUGCCCACGCCCUGCAGCGCCUACUUAAUGUUCAGGUGCAAGGAGUGGACGAUGAUCAUGACUGCCUGGAUUCUGUCGUUCUCGACUGUUCCAUUCGACCUGACCUCAUGAGCACACCUAUUCCUGGGGUUAAAAACCUCUAUGUUGAUGGCUCGUGCUCAAAAUCACAGGAUGGUGUAUACCUCACAGGUUAUGCUGUCUGUGAACUGCCAGACAAAGUGAUUGAAGCUGCAGCUGUGCCUUUUUCCUCAGCCCAAGCAGCUAAGCUCAUUGCCUUGACCAGAGCUUGUCACAUUGCUGCUGAUUAG
Danio aesculapii is the source of this 864-nucleotide messenger RNA. RefSeq lists its product as uncharacterized. Gene Ontology annotation, molecular function: nucleic acid binding. NCBI's taxonomy places the organism in Eukaryota, Metazoa, Chordata, Actinopteri, Cypriniformes, Danionidae. The record is from RefSeq and is a predicted model, not a curated record. The coding region runs from base 16 to 864 and encodes 282 amino acids. The transcript has a single exon.